AUGUCAAGUGAUUUGAAUAUAAAUCUUUUAAUGGUAUCGUUAGCUGAAGGACAGCGCAAAGAGAUGUUCAAAAUGGAGAGUCAAUACGCGUCCUCUUUGUUUAGGACAAACCGAAUGUUGGAAGGGGUGCCACAAUUGGUCACGUAUUACAAUGUGUCCACUGUUUCUCAUUGUGUUAUUACUUGUUUGAAACACAUGUCUGGCUGUAAAUCAUUGAAUUGGGGCUCAGGAGGAGAAUGUACUCUACUCUCUGACUCCAUCUGUGCUAACGAGACGUUGGAAUUAACAGAAAAACAUGGCUUUGCUUAUUAUGAUUUGAUGGAUGCUCCAGAAUUUGAGAGAAAACAUUUAAAAGAUGAAUAUUGUCGACAAUUUGGCAAAUGUUCGGGACGUUGUUAUCCACGGAAACCAUAUUAUGUGGACACAGCCAUGACUUGGGAUGAGGCCACGAGAUUUUGCAAUGGACUCAAUCGAGCUCUACCACAACCACACAAUAAAGAUAUUGAAGGCAUUUGGAUGUAUGCGGACAACACUCCUGUAUCUGACAGUUUCUCUGCCUGGGCUUUGGGACAGCCGGACAACGGCGGGCCCUUUGGUUCGAGUAAAGAAGAUUGCGGUGUUAUCGGAGAAAAGGUAUCUAUAACUUAA
Medioppia subpectinata is the source of this 648-nucleotide messenger RNA. NCBI's taxonomy places the organism in Eukaryota, Metazoa, Arthropoda, Arachnida, Sarcoptiformes, Oppiidae. The record is from the annotation of a GenBank genome assembly.